GCAAUUUAGUCUGAUGAACUUGGUCUUGUUUCUCUCAGGGAUGACUUCUUGUCAGUAGGGUUCAAAUUGGUGUUAUAGUUGACAAAAGAAGAAGAAUAGAAGCAGUAGAGGAAAGUGGUUAUUUAGUGGAUUCUUCUAUGUCAAUCCAAGCCAAUUCCUUACUGCAGAAGUUUUUUCUUCAUGUUUCUUGUUGUUGUUGGAGUCAAAAGUGGUUGUAUAGUGAAUUCUACCAUGUCAAUCGAAAUCAAUUCCUUAAUGUUAUCAGUUUUUUCAUGUUUUUUGUUGGAGUUACGUCAGCUUGUAUGUACAAGUUGAUAUUUGGGUUGGCCAACCCUAGCAGCAGUUGGCAGUUGGCAGUUGGCAGUUGCAAAGAGAGGUAAUAACACAUCAAAUUAUUAAGACGUGUGGAAUCCUGGAAUCAUGAUUAAUACGAUCAACACGUGGAGUCUUUAAAAGGAAAGAAAUCCAAUUGAGGCAAUGCUUUGGAGAAGAAUCAACAAACUUUGAAAUCUAGAAGUUAGUUGCCCACAACCGUUGGUCUCCACGUGUUGCAUCCAUCUAUUUCUUUCCUAUUGAAAACUUCAUGUCUGAUCAUGUUGAUCAUGAUUCAAGGCCUUCACAUGUGAAUAAUAAUUUGAGGUGUUUUCAAGAGGGGGAAUUCAGCAGCAGCUGCCAGUUUGCAAUGAAGGUGUAUUUAGUAGAUAUUGACCCUGCUUACAGUCAUUGACUCAGCCAGUUCGUUAUUGCAGUUCCUGUUUUUGUUUCUCAACCUGAAUCAGAAUGUUUGAGAGGUCAUCAUGACAGGUAGACAAAUAUACUCCUUUCCAAUCACCCUAAGAUCUGGGUUAAGAUGAAAUCUCUUGACGUGGUGACGCAUGCUUGUAGAAUAGGGGAAUUGGCUGUUGUGCAAACUGCAGGUGCUGGUGGACGAUGGACAAAAUGACAUGUUAUUUUCAACCCAAUUAGCAAAUGCUGUAGCUCAAGACAAUCUGAAUGCCUUAUGCCUCUUUAUGCGUUACAAGCUACCAAUAAUCUUCUCUGCUUGGUGGGUGGCCUUUACUUUGUAAGAGUUUUUCAAGUCAGUGUCAUUGUUAGCACACAUGCAAGGUUAGAUUUCGCUUUCUGUGUUAAGCUUGUUUGUCCUGUUUGAAAAGAUUGACAUUGUUUGUUUGUGUCCAAAACUUUCUUCAUUGUUGAAAUUAAAUCACAUACAUUUCU
This is a messenger RNA of Rubroshorea leprosula, 1218 nucleotides long. Lineage: Eukaryota; Viridiplantae; Streptophyta; Magnoliopsida; Malvales; Dipterocarpaceae. The record is from the annotation of a GenBank genome assembly.